Staurois parvus is the source of this 894-nucleotide messenger RNA. Lineage: Eukaryota; Metazoa; Chordata; Amphibia; Anura; Ranidae. The record is from the annotation of a GenBank genome assembly.
CCGCCCCCCGCCAUGUCGGCUUUGCGGUUCUCGGCCAACGUGAGCUGGAUGUUCCCGGAGAUCCCCGACCUACCGGAGCGGAUCCGAGCCUCGGCCACAGCGGGGUUCCGGGCGGUGGAGGCGGCCUGGCCGUACGAGAGUCCAACCCAGGCCCUGCGGGGGGCACUGAGCGAGGGGCGGGGCCUGGAGAUGGUCCUCAUCAACACACCCCCGGGGGACACUCAGGCCGGGGAGUUGGGUCUCGGCGCCAUACCUGGAAGACAAGACGCGUUCCGCGCCGGCCUGGACCAAGCUGUGCGAUUGGCCACCGACCUGGACUGUCAGAGAAUUCACAUCAUGGCAGGAUGGGUCCCGGCCGGUCUGGAUCGGGGGUCAGUAGACAAGGAAAUGGAGGCGACGUUUGUGGAGAAUCUCAGAUACGCGGCAGAUGUCCUAAAUCAGGUUGGUAUUGUUGGACUGAUUGAGCCAAUAAACUCUCGUAUUACUGAGCCGCGGUACUUCCUAAAUACGCCACAUCAAGCGGCUGCGAUCUUACAGAAAGCGGGGAGAGAAAAUCUGAAGAUGCAGAUGGAUGUCUUCCACUGGCAGAUCAUGGAUGGAAAUCUGACUGAGAACAUCAAGAGAUAUUUCCCAUUGAUUGGUCACGUCCAGAUCGCACAGGUCCCUCACCGCCACGAGCCGGACAGCCCCGGAGAGCUGAACUUCCCGUAUCUGUUUGACCUUCUGGAGGAGCUGGGCUACCAGGGAUACGUCGGGUGUGAAUACAGACCUCGCGGUGAGUGUUUGGCCGGAUCUAGGCUGACUAAUAUGGGGGGCAGUAAAAAGAAGAAGUCAGAGGGGCAGAACGUCAACACUCGUUUUUAUCCUCUCCUAGUCCCCUGCAUCUCUAUGUGA